This is a messenger RNA of Neomonachus schauinslandi (Hawaiian monk seal), 786 nucleotides long. RefSeq names its product centromere protein V-like protein 3. The record is from RefSeq and is a predicted model, not a curated record. Gene Ontology annotation, molecular function: carbon-sulfur lyase activity. The transcript has a single exon. NCBI's taxonomy places the organism in Eukaryota, Metazoa, Chordata, Mammalia, Carnivora, Phocidae. Bases 1 to 786 code for a protein of 261 amino acids.
AUGGGCAGGGUGAGGUACGGCGCCGGCACCCAGCCGCGGGGGCGGAAGCGGCCCGGGGAUCCCGCCGCCGCCUGCGCAGCCAUCGCGGUGAUGGGCGCGCGGCGCCCCCCUUUCCACGUCCGCGUGGGGAGCCACGCGGCGGGAAGGAAGCCCGCGGCGGCCAGGCGGGAUCCCGCAAGGUUGCGGCGGAAGCGCUGGUGGCGGCGGGCCCGGGAGGCAGGCUCCAAAGGGCCGCUGCGAUCCCCGAAGCCGCCGGCGCCCGCCGUGUCCCCCGGCGAGAUGGACCUGGGCGCGCAGCGGGAGCGCUGGGAGACGUUCAGGAAGCGGCGGGGCCUCAGCUGCGAGGGCGCCGCCAAGUUCCUGCUGGACACCUUCGAGUACCCAGGCCUGGUGUAUCACACGGGAGGCUGCCACUGCGGCGCGGUCCGCUUCGCCGUCUGGGCCCCCGCAGACCUGCGCAUGGUGGAUUGCAGCUGCAGGCUGUGCAGGAAGAAGCAGCACCGACACUUCCUGGUCCCGGCCUCGCGCUUCACUCUCCUGCUGGGCGCCGAGAGCAUCGUCACCUAUCGAUCCCACGCGCACCCGGCGCUGCACAGCUUCUGCAGCAGGUGCGGGGUGCAGAGUUUCCACGCCUCUGUCUCUGACCCCGGCGUGUAUGGCGUCGCCCCGCACUGCCUGGACGCCGGCACGGUGCGCAGUGUGGUCAUCGAGGAGGUCGACGGGGGCGACUGGGGGGAGGAGGCCGUGAAGGAGCCCAAGGCCAUCCAGAACGCGUCCCCCGAGUGA